GAGACGUUAAGGCCGACACUGACACUCGCGUCGCGCAUCUCGGCCCGACGACAUCGCAGUCCGGUAACGCCAGGGACACGCACACACGUGUGGCCGUAGACACCCUGCUGUGUGAUCGGGCGCUUCCCUCUCCCCCUCCCCUCUUUCCGCAGCGACGAUAAACGCGAUCGCUCGAGUUUCCGUGGGACCGUUCUCGACGAUCUCUCGACGAUCGCGAUCGCUCGUUCCAAAUUUCUUCGAUUAGAGAUUCCGUCUUGAAAAUCGACGUCGGGUCGGCUGAUUUCUUAUCGCGUUCGUCGUUAAACCGCGACACGUGCCUCGCGCGAUAUUUGUUAUGUGUGUAGCGCGGUGGGAAGGAGGGUGAAGUGUUCACAGAUACAUAUUUGUAAGUGAAACCAAGACACAAGAAAGGAAUUCGUUAAUCUGCCUUGCGAUUGGCGCUCGACAGAUUCCUCGAUGCGCCCUUCGUCAAGGGGUGAGAGUCGCACGUGGUGGAAAUUUGACGAUCUUUGACAAGAGCUCCGUGGUGACCGCGGAGAGCUGCGUACAGUCGGUUAACGAGUGAAAUAAUAAAAUCCAUCACCGACGAAUGUCCCCGCCGAGAUUGACGGCAAGGACCAUGAAGAAAUCUUACUUCGUUUUCAUAUGCCUGCUGGGCCUCGUCGUAAGCGACAACAGUACAAUCGGCGAUCAUUCGAUCGCAGAGGACGCCUCGGAAAUCAGCAACACCGGCAACAAUCCCGCAGCCGACGCCGUAGAUCAGAACGCUAGCUGGGGAGAAUGGUCAUCUUGGUCAAAGUGGUCGGCAUGUACAAGGACGUGUGGUGGUGGAAUCUCGCGCCAACAGCGUCGAUGCAGGCGUAAAUCGUGCAAAAGCAGAGCCUGGACCACCAAAUAUAAAGUCUGCAAUGCUGAGCCCUGCGAGAAGUCCUCGGGCGAUUUUCGCGGGGCACAAUGCGCCGCCUUCAACAAUGUGCCAUACAGCGGACAACUGCUCAAAUGGUACCCCCAUUACGAUCCGGCUAGACCGUGCGCUUUGAUCUGCCGCGGUGAGCAAACCUUCGAGGAUGGCAUUGGAAGGCGGUCGCGGCAGGAAGUGCCAUCGAACGAGAGGACGAUGCCGCACGAUUCCACGGACAGUCUUCAAUACGAUAACGACGAGACGAUAGUGGUGCAGCUGGCGGAUAAGGUCGAGGACGGCACGAGAUGUUAUGCGGAGAGCACGGAUGUGUGCAUAGGCGGCGAAUGUAUGAAGGUUGGCUGUGACCUUAGAGUUGGUAGUAACAAGAACACAGAUGCGUGUGGCGUGUGCGGAGGGAAUGGAUCAAGCUGCCAAUCGCGAUACUCCUGGAGUUUAGAAUCGAUAUCCGCCUGUUCCAAGUCCUGCGGUGGAGGUUUCAAGAUGGCGAUGACGGUGUGCAAAUCAGUUGGCGCCGAUGAGAGUGUCGUGGAGGACAGCUAUUGCGAUCCAAACAACCGGCCAGAGAAGACCCUGAUGCCGUGCAACACGCACCCCUGCACGACGAAAUGGAUGAGCGGAGAAUGGAGCACGUGCAGCGCGAGCUGCGGUGGUGGAUCGCGAACGAGGUCCGUCUUCUGCACCGAGGAGAACGGGAACGAAACUACGAAGCUACCCGACCACAAGUGCAGCGGCACGCACAAACCGCGCACUCAGGAGACCUGCAACACCGUGUCCUGCCCGAUGUGGGAAACCGAUAAAUGGAACGAGUGCUCCGUGACCUGUGGCACCGGAAUACGGACGAGGACGAUCGAAUGCAGAGACGGUGUUGGUGCCAUCUCCAGGGACUGCGACCCCGCGGAACGUCCUCAUACCGAACAGGAAUGCAAGACGAGCGUCGCUUGUCCCAUGUAUGGAGACGGUAUGACGCAGCCCCUGGUGCAACAGUAUCCGCUAUCACCGGUGUCGGAGAAGUUGAUGGACCAGCCAGUACCUUCCGAAUCAACGUAUAUAGCCGAGGAAUGGUCCCCUUGCAGCGUCACCUGCGGCGAGGGUGUCAGGCAUAGGGAGGUACGUUGCAAGAUAUUCCUCGAGUUCAGUCAAACCAUCGCCAAACUGCCCGACAACCAGUGUUCCGGUCAGAAACCCGCCGAGACGGAGAAGUGCACGAUGGAGCCGUGCGGCUUAUUGGAAAACAGUUUGUCCUACAGGAUCGACACGAUCGGUGACAGCGGAUACGCCGAGUCGAGUUUGACAGAUACAUAUAGUAGAUCAUCGUCGGGCAGUUCCGUCGGAAGCGGCUACGACAGCGGCAUCAAAGUCGCCCCGGGUAGCGAGGUACAGACUACAUACUCGUGGAAGGAAACUGGCUAUACCCCCUGCAGCGCUACUUGCUUAGGAGGUGUUCAGGAUCUUAUUAUAAACUGCGUGCGUGACGAUACAGGGAAAACUGUGACGCCGCUUUUAUGCACCGCGGAAACGAAACCAGAGGCAAGGAUACGAGUUUGUAACGAUCAUCCGUGUCCGCCCAGGUGGAACUAUAGCGAAUUCUCCACAUGCAUGAGCCCCUGCGGUAUUGGUAUACAGACACGUGAUGUUACCUGCAUCCACGAGGUGACACACGGCACCGGCAAAGCAGUGCCCGUUCCAAAUUACAUGUGUCCGCAACCACCGCCCGCCGACAGACGAUACUGCAAUGUCUGGGAUUGUCCUAUCAAGUGGAACAUGGGGGAAUGGGGCAAGUGUUCAAAAACGUGCGGCGGUGGUGUGAAAAGGCGAGAUGUAGUCUGCGAACAAAUAAUGGCGCAAGGUCGCAAACAGAGUCGCGAGGAACGUGAAUGUCCAACUCAAAAGCCACCCAACGAGAAACCUUGCAAUACCAGAGCCUGUCACGAUUCAGAUUUAAGUGUGCUGCCAAUAAUCACUAGUUUGAACACGACGUACAAUCAAACGGAUAUCAAUGCGAAGGUGGAUUUAAAAAUCGGCGGAAUCGCCAAGAUUUUUCAUGGGACACCUUCUAUCAAAAUUCGCUGUCCUGUCAGAAAGUUCGACAAAGCGCAGAUCGUAUGGACGAAAGAUAACAAAGAGAUACGGAAAUCAAGAAAGUACAAAAUUAGCAGGAAGGGAGCUUUGAAGAUAAUCGAUAUAGUUUCUUCGGAUUCAGGGAUAUACGCUUGUAUUGCUGGAGAUUCGCACGCAGAAACGCAGUUGAUAGUGAAAUUUCGCUCCAAAGAGCAGAUAAGUAGUGAGGAAUAUUUACGACUCGGCAAUUCUGUUCACCUACAACGGAACGCGAAUCUGGAUUCUGCACCAGCGAAUUCGGGUGAAAGCCCAUACGAUCAUGCAGCGGUCUAUGGAAACCGUUUCGACAGCGAGGAUCUCAGUCAUGAACGUGCAUUUACUAGCAAACCAACCGCAAGAAAAACGCAAAAAAAGCAAAAAACUAGUCCCGCUCCGUCAGACGCCACAAUGAUGCAAAAAGAACACACUGUUACCUCUUUCAAUCAGCCGGGAUAUCAUGAAUCUGUGGAGUCACCCGCUCCGUCAAGUGCUUCUGCUCUUGUGCCACACUUGAGCUAUUUGGUAUCGAGCUUGAAGGCCUAUUGGCCGUUUCGCAGCGAAAUAGUCACGAGUAAUAAUCACAAGGCCGUUACCACAUCAUUCGGAGAUGAACAUAAAGGAUCGGCGGCGACGAAGCACAGAAUGUCUAAUAGGAAGACCGACUUCGUGUAUCAAAAUCUCGAAGAUAACUUUGACAGUAUGUAUCGCAACACAGCCAUUCCCGAUGAGACCUUUGGCCCAGACGAAGAGCGGAUAUUCAUCGACGUCGAUCCCUACGACCUGAAUGAAUCUAUAUUCGGGCUACAAAACGGCGAUGAUGUCAAGUCGACCUCUCAUGUAAUGGAGAAAGUGGAUACCGAGGUUAAUACGAACUCUGAUAUUGAUUAUAUCGAGGAAUCGCUAAAAAAUGUGAAACGGCAAUGGCAAGAGUCGCGAAACGAGUACAAAGAUCAAUGGAGUACCACGCCCAAAAGUCACGUUCAGAGUAGAGUUAUGACCGAGUCCGUCACGUCUCCUCGAAACAGUGGAAUGAACGUGUAUUAUGUCGAAGAGUCGAGCACGAGAAAGGAAAUAUUCAAGGAGGGGAGUAGUCUUAUUGACGAUAGUGAGAAGUCCAUCAAUCACGACGCCUAUGGAAACUUGAGAACUAAAGAUUCAUCGAUCAUCACUUCGACAAUGAUGUCUAGAAGUCUCGAGGAUCAGUUAAAGAUACCAGAAUCAAACCAUCGUAGUUUAAACCGCGCAAAUAGGACAAUUGAAUAUAGUGAUGCAUUUGAAGAGGAGUUGGAUAAGCGAAAAAUCGAACCGUAUGUGGAAAAUCAUACGACAGCAGAUUAUACAAUCGUACGAUUUCCGGCUAUUAGUAGAGAUCUGGAAAAUAGAGCGAAAGAUGACGCGACGUUGAUAGAUGAUUGGAAGUCGCGGAUGUUGGAAGUUGUUGGGGAAGAUCCCGAUAAAGACGUAAAAAACUUAUCUCGCAAUCGAGAGGAUCAUGCUGAUUCUGUAGAGAAGACCUCUUUAGUUAAUCUAAAAGAGACCUUUAUAGAAAGACAACGUUCGGCCGAUGAAGAUAAGCCCGCGAACGUUUUGACCUCCACUAUAACGAAAGAAGACAAUACAACGAAGGAUCCUUUUGUGGAAUCACUCGCUGUAUUAGCUACGGACAAUGUUCUGGUGUUCGAAUGGAUCACGACCGACUGGUCGAAAUGUUCUCAAACUUGCGGAGGAAGCGGAUUCCAGAUGCGAGGUGCACAAUGUACAGUACGAUCAAAGAAAUUGGACGGCGACUCCAAGCCUUUUUCGCCGGCAACAGUUAUCGGUCAAAAGUUAUGCGAGGACGCCGGACAUCCCGUACCUCAGAAGGUGAGACCCUGCGGAAGAGGCAGGUGUCCUCAAUGGCAUGCCACCGAGUGGACCCCAUGCGAAAUGUCGAGAUGCUUCAAUUGGAAGACGGCGAUGCAGAAACGAGAUGUUAGCUGCCGCUUGGUGUACGAUACGGAAGAGGACAGUCAAAAGAAUUUCACAUUGGUAGAUCCGGGCAAGUGCGAUGAAACCACGAAGCCGUUACAAAGACAGGAAUGCUACAAUGACGCUUGUAAAGGUGUCUGGAGAGUCGGCGAAUGGACUGAGUGCACUGCGUCUUGCGAAGAAGAUGGUAUUAAAUAUAGGAUUCUACAAUGCGUAUGGUUUGGCACAAAAAAGCCGGCGGGAAACGCCUGUAGAGAUAUACCACGACCUCCUGUAAUGAAAACAUGCAGAGGUCCGCCUUGUCCUCAAUCUCCCGAAGAUUGCAAGGACCAUUCGCAAUUGUGCAGCAGAGUGAAAAUAAUGAACAUGUGCAAGGUGCCGCUAUACAAGAAACAGUGCUGCGCGUCGUGUCACUAAGAAUCUGAGAAAAAUUAAUCGUAAGUGACUCAUUGUGACAAAAUGAGCGAUAAUGAAACAGUGCGCGUGAGACAGAGAAUGCAAAUCGUGAUUAGUCGGACAAUUACCUGACAUAUGUAAACGCACCCGGGAUGCCUGUUAGUAAAAUUAUGUAAUGCACAUGAAAGGAGCGCGCGAAUUACUGUGAAAUAAUAUAUUGCACGGUUAUUGCGAUGUCCGAUUUAUAUAGAUAAAAAAUAUUCAACAAAGAAGUUGACCAAAACUACUUCGCUGUAAUAGUUUCCUCGUCGUAUCGUCGCGAGAACUCAUUCACCUCCUUGCCUCGAAUGUUCCUCAUGUAAUAAAGAAAAACCCGCCAAUCUUAACACAAUUUCUAACUAAUUAAAUCAUAAUUUUCUAAGGUAUAUCACACAUAGUUUGGAGCGAUUCCUUAUAAUUGCACACUUAUAUUGCCCCUGGUUAAAAAAAAGAAAAUGAAAAUCUAGUAUUCGUCCAAGAAAGAUGAGAACGUUAUAUUGUUAUAGUUUGAUGAGAAAAAGAGAACACUAGAAACUUAUUUGCUAUGUGGAAAGAACGUUAUUACGAUAUACCAUUGAAAAUAACACGUUAUUAAAUGUUAUCAAUGUUGUUGCUUUAAAUCGGACGGAAAAUGGCUUUAAGCAGAAUUAUAUUUAAAUUGUAAUAAAACGCUAAGAAUCUGAAAAGUUGGAAAGUCACAAUUUAUUUAUAUCGCAAGACAUUAGAAACAUUCCUUCUUGUGAUUUAUCUUUUACAUAUCUUUUCUACGAUAAACAUAUUGAUUUCAUUGAUUUCAUUUAUUUCUAAAGCAAAGAAAAAUUAUCUUUAAGACUAAAACGUUUGUCUCUUUGCAUAUCAUUAUUUUUGGGCAUUAAUAUAAGAAUCUCGUUAUAUGUUCCAAAGAAAAUCAUUUUACAUUACAUAUUAUAAAUUAAUAGGAAUAUAUAUUUCCGCUUUGUCUUUAUAAACACAUAUAUUCAAUAUCAAUAUAUUAUCUUUCUUUAUGUUUGUAGAUUCCGUUAUAAAUUAUUGUGGACGUAAGAUAUAAAGUUAUUUAAAAAUAUAAGUUAUGAAUGAAUUAUAUUAUGCGCCUAUAUAAAUGUCCCGUCGGGCGAUCUCUUAAGCCAAUAGAUCCUAAGAGCAAUAAAAAAUAUAUAAGUAUUGUAAUAUAAUAUUUUGUUAAUAAUCUCUGGCGAAAAUUCGUGAACAUGACUGUUCCGUUGUUGGUUAAAGGACCCGACUUUAAUUAUGUGUCUCUAAUCACUUCAAUCUAGACGUUAUCACGUGUAAUUAUGAAUAUUUAUUUAUCGCGCAUUUAUAUUUAUAGAACUCAUCGAUAAAAUUUAUAACUCGAUAUUUUGAAUAAGAGUGAAAUAAGAAUUAAAUGUCUAUAUAUUAAUAUGAUUUGAUAAGAUUGUGAACAGAUUUUCGCUAUCAACGAAUUUGCCUCGACACAACUAAGCAGUUUGCCAAAACGAGCUGACGUAAAUAAAAUAAAUUAAAAUAAAUUAGAGUAAAAUAUAUAAAUUAAAAUCAAGAGAGAUAAAAGGUAUAUUAUGAGCUACACAUAUAAAUUACCGAAAUGCAAGCAUAUGUGAAUACGACUUUAUAUAUGUUAGUAUAUAAAUGAAACUAAAAUAUACAGUGAAUAACUUUGAGUACACUGGAUGCAACAAAAGCCGAAAUAUUUCUCUUAAUAACGCAUUCCUUAUAUAAUUGAGAGAUAAUACACGACUUUUAAUACAUCCUCUAUAAACGAUUACAGCUGGCAAUAUAUGUAAACUAUCAUCAACUUGCCAUAUCGUGUAUAUCACUGUCAUGUUUUAGUAAGCAUUUAAAUAAUAUUUAUCUUAUGGCAUAUAAUCCCAUUAUUAUUACUGAUUGAUAUAAUAUAUCACUAAAAAAGAUAACUUAUUUUCCAGUUAAUUAACAUAAUGUCACGAUAACUCUUAAAAGGACAAUGAGUUCUGACAUACAUUUUUGUAUAUAUCACGAUGUAGGUAUGUAAAAUGGCUCCACACUUAGUAUCGUACCUAAGCAUUACUGUUCAUGAUAUCUAUGUAAAUAUGUAACUGCCUAAAUGCGAAUAAAAUAAGAGAAUAUAUCACU
This is a messenger RNA of Formica exsecta, 7531 nucleotides long. RefSeq names its product protein madd-4 (gene nolo). Lineage: Eukaryota; Metazoa; Arthropoda; Insecta; Hymenoptera; Formicidae. The record is from RefSeq and is a predicted model, not a curated record. The coding region runs from base 590 to 5404 and encodes 1604 amino acids. Gene Ontology annotation, cellular component: extracellular matrix. Gene Ontology annotation, molecular function: metalloendopeptidase activity. Gene Ontology annotation, biological process: extracellular matrix organization. The transcript is spliced from 24 exons.